Messenger RNA from Calypte anna (Anna's hummingbird), 2702 nucleotides. RefSeq names its product alpha-1-acid glycoprotein-like. The coding region runs from base 101 to 742 and encodes 213 amino acids. Lineage: Eukaryota; Metazoa; Chordata; Aves; Apodiformes; Trochilidae. The transcript has 6 exons. The record is from RefSeq and is a predicted model, not a curated record.
UCCCCACCCCCCUGUGGGGCCACAGAAGUGAACGGCCGAGCGGGUGCAUCCGUCUGUCCAUCCCUCUGCAGCCUGGCUGCCUCCCGCCCGCUGCACAGCCAUGGCCGCCAUCCUCACCCUCCUCAGCCUCACAGCGCUGCCGCCCGCAGCCGCCAUCCCCUGCGCUGCCCCACACCCGGACAACACCACAGUCACCAAGCUCCUGGGGACAUGGCUGUACGUGGCUGGGGCUGCCCAGCUCCCCCAGCACCUCCUGGAGAUGCUGCUCAUCGACCACGGAUUCCUCCACAUGGAGCCCUGGGCCAGCAGGCAGGAGUUGCUCAUCACCCAGACCGUGGCUGUGGGUGACCAAUGUCUCACCAACAACUCCACCUACUUGGAAAUCACACCUGGUAACACCACGCUGGUGAAGCACGCCAAGACUCAACAAACCUUGGGGACACUGAUGAACCUCAGCUCUGAAGAUGUUCUCCUCAUCCAGUAUCAACUGCAGAGGGAAAGGACAUAUUUGGGGCUGUAUCUCUACGCCCGGAACCAGAGCGUGAGCCCAGCCCACCGGGAAGAGUUUGAGCAUCAGGCCAAGUGCCUGGGGCUAAAUGAAGAGGAGCUGGUGUAUGCACCAUGGAAAAGGAGGGAGCUGUGUCAAGUGAAAGAAGCCGAAGAAGGAGACAGCCCAGGCACGGAGCCCACGGCUGUGGUCACAGUGUCACCUCCCCCGGGUGCCCCCCAGGGGGAUAAAUAACCGCACGGCCAGCAAUAAACAUCUUUCCCACUCACACUCGAUGCAUCUUGUUGCUGGGUGCUGAAGUGCAGGGGUUCUGAAGAGCUCAGAAGUGGGGCCAGCAAAAAGGACCUGAACACCCGAUUCACCUCGUGUGCUGGGAACUCAGCCUCAAGCAAGGAGGAAUCCCAGACAAGGUGACACUUGGAAUCAGCGCUGGCUCCGUCCCCAUCAGCUUCCCACCAAGCUCUGCUGAAAAAGCAGCACUUCAAUGAGGCAGUAAUAGCAGCUAACCAGAAGAGGGCAAUCAUUAACUGGUUUAUAUGGGCGUGCCAAGCAUCUGAGGAGUAAUUGCCGUAUCUAGGCGGCCAGAAACUCACCUGUAACUGGACGGUUCCCCUUUCAGCCAGUAUAGACUGAGAGGAAGAAGGUGCUUAGCUAGAAGCAGCCACCCAGUUCUCUUGACAGAAGCUAAAGUAAUCCAGCUGGGGCAGAUGUUCCUGCCCAAAGCCUUGGACAAGGCCAGAGCUCCCUGAUAACAUUCAUUCACAGCAACAUAGUUAUGACAGCAUUGAAAAAUUAUCCUUGGGCCAGAAAGGGAGGGGAUGCUAACCCAACCCAGGCUGGAUUUUUACUUCCCCAGAUCACAUUUCCUCAUUUCCCAAUAAGCUCAGCACGCUGGAGGCAAAAGGGUUCAAGUGCCAAGAUUCCUGUUGUUCUCUGUGCCUGCUGUACAACCCCACACAUCCCAAAUCACACCCCCAGCCCCAAAGGAGGACAGCACUGUCACUGUGCUUGGGAAAGGGGAGGUGGGGGUGUAUUUAAGAAGAGACUGCUUCUGCUGUGUGUAAUUCAGAGACUAAUUCAGGCUCAGCUCUAACCUAGUAAUUAAGCACUGAAAAUAUCCCUCUUCCUUAAAAAGAAGAAAAGGAGAAGAGCUGGAGGCAGCCCUGCUCCUCCCUCUGCAGCACCCCAGGGAGCCUUUGGCCCCAUGCCUGCAGUCAACAUGUUUUACAAGGUCAAGAACAGCCAAAUCCCUCCUGGUGUCAGGGCACAAGUCCCUUCAGCCACAUCUUGCCAUAACCCCCACCUCGAGGAGCUGAAGGGCAGGAGGGGGCAGCAGCGUGAGAGGGGAUGCUGCCAGCGCUCCGGAAAGCCUCGAUAAGCGCCUCAGCUGACACGGCUGGGAAGCAGCGGCUCAGAUUACAAGGACCCAGACUUCAUGGUAGAUUUAUAGCUGAAUAAAAGCCCUGAAUUACAGUCGGAGACACAGGGAACCCACAACCCAGUCUGGUCCUGCAGCAAGUCUUGUUAACCAAAUCAGAGGCCAGUCGCAGGACCAGCUGUGGUUCCUCAAUGACCUUUAAGGAUACCGCCUGGUUGGGGUUUAAGAAAAAAAAUUGUACAAAGCUUUUCUUUUGAAAACUCUGUAAGCCAGGCUCCUUUGAGAGCCUAAUUGAAGUGCAGAGUUUCCAGCUUUUCUGGGAAACUCGCUUCUCUGAAGAAGAGAGUUAUGGAUACAGCAGAAAUGAGCCAAGUCCAGCAACACCCAGGGACAACACUCAGUGUCUGAAAUGCCCUGACUCAUCACUGCCAUCAUCAGCCUUGAGCUCAGACUUGCUGGUUUUGACUUUAACAAUUCUGUUCUCCCAGGUCCUCACAGGGAGAAUCCUUCCCUGUAUCAGCAUCCUCUGUGAGAAUCCUCUCAGGAAGAGUCUGGUGACAAACAGCAUCAAUAAACAAUACUGAGAAAGAGAUGCAGAUGACAUGGUAUCUCUUUGACAGACCUUUAUUAGCAGACUGUUCCCUACAUGAAGAAUCCAAGUUAAAUUUGCAUUAUAACAAUUUGUGGUUACAGCUACAAAGAUGGUUGUCAUUUUGCAUUGAUUUUUGCAUUCUGAUAUUCAUAUUUCCUUUAGGCCACUCUGGUAGGAAGGAGCCACUGCAGAAUUUGUGAUAGGUCUCAAGAAGUGGGGGGGGG